AUGGUAAAGCUUUUUUGUGCAAUUGUCGGUGUGCCGGGGAACGUAUUCUCGGUGAGAGUAGACGAAGCCGACUCAGUAGACGAACUUAAGGACGCGAUUAAAGUGAAGAAUUCGAACAAGCUGAAACUCGUCGAUGCAGACGAGCUGCAGCUCUACGUGGCAAAAACGACGGACGGCAAGUGCGGAGAGGAUCCACUUGAGGUCGUGCUGAACGGGAUGGAUCCUCCAUCAUAUCAGCAGGUUCACGUGCUAGUAGUGAUUCCAAAGCAGGGACAAUAG
Messenger RNA from Peronospora belbahrii, 279 nucleotides. The record is from the annotation of a GenBank genome assembly. NCBI's taxonomy places the organism in Eukaryota, Oomycota, Peronosporomycetes, Peronosporales, Peronosporaceae.